CCUGUAAAUUUCUCAAAGCCGUUGAAACUUGAAGAGAGCGAGAGCAAGAGCAAGAGACAGAGAUCGGUUAAUUUGUCAAAAAUGUGGGCGAAGCUCAACCAAUCUAUGCUAGAGGGUAAUGAGGAGGGAGGAGAGGGCUUCUUGGAUGAAGAAUCUGACGGCUUUUGUGCUCUCUCUGCUACUCAGAGAAUGUACGGGUUUGCAGCUUGUUUGUUGGCUGGUCUGGUUUGUAUGUUCCUGUCAUUGAUUGUCUUUGCCAAACCCAUCAAAUUUGCCGUUUUGUUCACCUUUGGCAAUUUGUUGGCAGUUGGAAGCACAGCCUUCCUCUUUGGCCCUGGACAACAAAUGAGAAUGAUGUUUGAUUCUGUCCGAGUGUAUGCAACAGCUAUUUACCUUGGAUGUGUUGUUAUAGCACUCAUCUGUGCUCUCUUGAUCCAUAGCAAGAUUUUAACAAUAAUUGCAAUCAUAUGUGAGGUCUGCGCCCUUAUUUGGUACAGUUUGAGCUACAUUCCUUUUGCUCGAAGAAUUGUUUCGGAUUUGAUGUUUCGUUUAUUCGACACUGAGCUUUAGAUGAUAGAAUUAUAAACAGUUCAGGGUUAAGAGUCUUGAAAUUUUGUGAUCCGGGUUUGAUCUAUUUUCCAUUAUUUGUUCAGUUUUCUGUUGGCAUAACAGUUACGGGAGUUGGGUUUAUGUGAUUGUUUUAAACCUUAUGAGAACAAGUAAUUGUAUAUUCCUUGGAUUCAUAUUCCAAUUUCAACUUAUUUUCUCGUUGA
Prunus dulcis (almond) is the source of this 773-nucleotide messenger RNA. RefSeq names its product vesicle transport protein SFT2B. Bases 82 to 570 code for a protein of 162 amino acids. NCBI's taxonomy places the organism in Eukaryota, Viridiplantae, Streptophyta, Magnoliopsida, Rosales, Rosaceae. The transcript is spliced from 6 exons. Gene Ontology annotation, biological process: vesicle-mediated transport. Gene Ontology annotation, cellular component: membrane. The record is from RefSeq and is a predicted model, not a curated record.